GUUCGAAGAUCGCGCGGCCGAUCCAGAGUCGAGGCGAGAUGGUUCGGGCUUCGAACCCCCGGCUGAUGGCCCGGGUCCUGGAGGCCGUCAAGCACCUCGGCGAAGGGCGAGGAUCCUCGGCUAAACAAGUCCUCGAGGUGCUUCUCAGGCAGGCGAACGACGACCCGCCGACUAGAAACCUCGCGAUGCAGGUUCAUCGAGCCCUGAAAAAUGCGGUUACGGCGGGUCUCCUGCAGUUGCGUAGCGGGCGAUACAAGAUGCUGAUACCUUUGAAAACGGGCGUGAAGAACCGUUCCGGAAGCGGGAAAGCGGUCAAACCGAGAACCGGAAAUCCGGCAGCUGCAGGAAGGAAAAAUGAGGAUAUUGAAAAAGCGACAGAUUCACCGAGUCCGCAAGCUCACGACGCUCGUCCAAAGAAGAGAUGUUCGCACUGCAAAAAGCACAAGCGAAGAUCGAGCAAGCGUCACAGAAAGCGAAGCUCGCGGAGGCGAAGACGUCCUACGAGACAGGCGAGGGAACGAGAGUCUCGGAAACGUCGUCGUCAGGGUGACGAGGAGGUUUCGACGCGGCCGGACCGACACCGAAAAUCGGACUCUCCCGGUGCCCGAACGGUUCCUGGUAACGGGCACAAGUCCGAGAAGCUGGGCAAGAAGAGGAGGAAGUUGGACCAGGAGAACAACGGGCAGGAUUACGAAACCCACGAUUCCGUAAUCGGGAAUCGAUCACCCUCGUCUUCCGGGUCCGAGUGCGAGAAAGACGAGCCUCAAAAAACCACGAGGGAGAAACCGAGCUCAGCAGGCCGUAAAAGAGACUCCUCGUCUCAUCGAAGAGGCCCAAACGUGCGAAGAAGGAGUUCGAUGAGAGGAACACGCUCGCCUCGGCGAACCGGAGGAUCGCAUCAGGGGGGAUCUAAUCACCGCUGCACGAUGGAUGCGGAUGCAUGCGAAGACGGGGGGAUGGAUCGCUGCGACGACGAGACGCAGGGUGAGAAUGUUCACGAUAAUUCGGACGAAACGAUCGACGUUGAAAAAGACGCGGCAGCGGCAGCGGCAGCGGACCGAAACUUGCGGAACAGCGGCAGCGACGACAGUCUUUAG
Messenger RNA from Neodiprion fabricii, 1097 nucleotides. RefSeq names its product splicing regulatory glutamine/lysine-rich protein 1-like. Lineage: Eukaryota; Metazoa; Arthropoda; Insecta; Hymenoptera; Diprionidae. The transcript has 4 exons. Gene Ontology annotation, biological process: nucleosome assembly. The record is from RefSeq and is a predicted model, not a curated record. The coding region runs from base 39 to 1097 and encodes 352 amino acids. Gene Ontology annotation, cellular component: nucleosome. Gene Ontology annotation, molecular function: DNA binding.